This is a messenger RNA of Cinclus cinclus, 741 nucleotides long. RefSeq names its product nectin-1-like. Gene Ontology annotation, molecular function: cell-cell adhesion mediator activity. The transcript is spliced from 4 exons. The record is from RefSeq and is a predicted model, not a curated record. NCBI's taxonomy places the organism in Eukaryota, Metazoa, Chordata, Aves, Passeriformes, Cinclidae. The coding region runs from base 1 to 741 and encodes 246 amino acids.
AUGGCCUUCCCUGAGUCUAUUGCUUUUCCUCCUGCCCUGAUUUGGGGGUUUGCUUUGUCCCUAGCUUUGAAGGAGCCCAUCCAAUCUGAUACCACCAUCAUAGCAGCCCUUGGAGGAGAGGCAAAUAUCUAUUGCAACUUCUCACUCUCAAUGGAUGUUUUGCAAGUCACCUGGCAGAAGAGAAACGGGACUUCCUUCCAGAAUAUGGCCACCUACAGCCCAAUAUAUGGGCAGAGGCUGAUAGAGCCAUUUCAGAAGAAGGUGCGUUUCACUAUAGCAGCCCCAAACACAUCAGCUAUCACCCUCCAAAAUCUCACACUUGAGGACGACUCCUAUUACAGAUGCAUUUUCAAUGUGUUCCGUCAUGGCUCCUUCAGCAAAGAGAUAUGCCUCAACAUCCAAAGCACUCAGAAGAACACAGUCAUCAUCACGUCAAUAUUAGCAGCUGUGUUCCUCUUACUGGUCUUGAUAUAUUCUGUCAUGAGACUAUACAGCAGAAGGAACAAGCAGAAGACACACUCAGGAGCACCCAGAACUCCUGCAAAGGAGACAAGCUUACAGCAAGACCUAUGUGAGAGAGCCUCUCUGAGUCUGCACACACCGAAAGACCAGCACAUCACUUAUCAAAACGAGGGAGAGCUAUGCCAUGGGAUACCUCUCACAGGAGACAGUUCUCAUGAACUUCUCCAUCAUAGUUCCAAUCUCACAAGCAGAAGUUCUGCCAAAACUGUUGCAAUGUGA